This is a messenger RNA of Orbicella faveolata, 650 nucleotides long. RefSeq names its product small ribosomal subunit protein eS8-like. Gene Ontology annotation, cellular component: ribosome. Gene Ontology annotation, molecular function: structural constituent of ribosome. The record is from RefSeq and is a predicted model, not a curated record. Gene Ontology annotation, biological process: translation. Lineage: Eukaryota; Metazoa; Cnidaria; Anthozoa; Scleractinia; Merulinidae.
CCUCUUCUGUCCUGUCCGUCCAAGAUGGGAAUUUCCCGUGAUUCUUGGCACAAGAGGCGCAACACUGGUGGUAAGAAAAAGGCAAUCAGAAAAAAGAGGAAAUAUGAGCUUGGCCGACCACCAGCGAACACUAAGAUUGGAGGCAAGCGUAUCCACACUGUUCGAACCCGUGGAGGAAACCAAAAGUUCAGAGCUUUGAGGCUUGACUCCGGCAAUUAUUCCUGGGGAUCUGAAAGUAUGUUCUCUUUUAACUUUUUUUUGUUUGUGGUAACAAGGGAGUAUGUUCCUUUUUUUGCCAGGUUUGAGGCUCACUAUGCAGUUCCCCUUGGACGCAAGAAGACUUCUAAAGCGGUUGAAAGUGAAGAAUCUGAUGUGCUGAACAAGAAGCGAUCAAACCACUGUCAACGCAAGAUGGAUGCACGGAAAGGACCUUCAAAGAUAGAUCCCCAUCUUGAGGAACAGUUCACCACUGGAAGAUUGUAUGCUUGUGUGGCGUCAAGACCUGGCCAGAGUGGACGUUGUGAUGGUUACAUUCUCGAAGGCAAAGAACUUGAGUUUUAUGUUCGUAAAAUCAAGGCUAAAAAGGCCAAGUAAAAAGACAACUUCUCUCUGAAAUUUGUACAAACUACAAUAAAGUACAUUACAACUGA